Urocitellus parryii (Arctic ground squirrel) is the source of this 2166-nucleotide messenger RNA. It is a transcript of the gene Etnk1, whose product is annotated as ethanolamine kinase 1. Lineage: Eukaryota; Metazoa; Chordata; Mammalia; Rodentia; Sciuridae. Gene Ontology annotation, molecular function: ethanolamine kinase activity. Gene Ontology annotation, cellular component: cytoplasm. The record is from RefSeq and is a predicted model, not a curated record. Gene Ontology annotation, biological process: phosphatidylethanolamine biosynthetic process.
CCGGAGGUUAGAAACCCAGCUGGCUCCUGACGCAGCGGAGGCUCCGCCCCGGGCGUGACGCCAGCGUCAGGCCAGUCCCGGCAGCCUCCGCGGUCGACCGCGGUGGAUCGCAGAGGAAUUUUCCCCGUGAGCGGCCCGGGCUCAUUUCAGCAGCUGUCCAGACCCCGGUGGGCGAUAGUGUCGCCUCCAGCCUUUCUCCUACCGCCCUCCCGUCCGUUCGAGCGCCCCCAGCCCUCCCGCGAGGGCGCCCCGGGACGGAAGGAACCACCAGCCUGUCGGCGCCCGCCGUUCUCGUGGUCGCCGUCGCCGUCGUCGUUGUGGUAGUCUCCGCCGUCGCCUGGGCCAUGGCCAAUUACAUCCACGUCCCACCCGGCUCUCCGGAGGUGCCCAAGCUGAACGUCACGGUUCAAGAUCAGGAAGAACAGCGCUGCCGGGAAGGGGCCCUGAGCCUCCUGCAACACCUGCGGCCGCACUGGGACCCUCAGGAGGUGACCCUGCAGCUCUUCACAGAUGGAAUCACAAAUAAACUUAUUGGCUGUUACGUGGGUAAUACCAUGGAAGACGUAGUCCUGGUGAGAAUUUAUGGCAAUAAAACUGAGUUGUUAGUUGAUCGAGAUGAAGAAGUGAAGAGUUUUCGAGUGUUGCAGGCCCAUGGCUGUGCACCACAACUCUAUUGUACCUUCAACAAUGGACUAUGCUAUGAAUUUAUACAGGGAGAAGCAUUGGAUCCAAAGCAUGUCUGCAAUCCAGCCAUUUUCAGGCUGAUAGCGCGCCAGCUUGCUAAAGUCCAUGCUAUCCAUGCACAUAAUGGCUGGAUCCCAAAAUCUAAUUUGUGGCUCAAGAUGGGAAAAUAUUUCUCUCUCAUUCCCACAGGAUUUGCAGAUGAAGACAUUAAUAAAAGGUUCCUAAGUGAUAUCCCAAGCUCUCAGAUUCUUAAGGAAGAGAUGACUUGGAUGAAGGAAAUUCUUUCCAACCUGGGCUCUCCUGUUGUGCUUUGCCAUAAUGACCUAUUGUGUAAGAAUAUAAUCUACAAUGAGAAACAAGGUGAUGUACAGUUCAUUGAUUAUGAAUAUUCUGGAUACAACUACCUGGCAUAUGAUAUUGGAAAUCAUUUCAAUGAAUUCGCAGGUGUAAGUGACGUAGACUAUAGUCUCUAUCCAGAUAGAGAACUACAGGGCCAGUGGCUACGUUCUUACCUUGAAGCCUACAAGGAAUAUAAAGGGUUUGGGACUGAAGUUACUGAAAAGGAGGUAGAAAUACUCUUCAUUCAAGUCAAUCAGUUUGCAUUGGCUUCUCAUUUCUUUUGGGGAUUGUGGGCUCUGAUUCAAGCCAAAUAUUCUACUAUUGAGUUUGAUUUUCUUGGGUAUGCAAUUGUUCGUUUUAACCAGUACUUUAAAAUGAAGCCUGAGGUUACUGCAUUGAAAGUGCCUGAGUAAAGAAGAGAUUUAAUUAUUCCCAAGUAGCUGAGCAAUGCUUGUGAAUUGUUUUCUUAAGAAAUUCCAAAAAGCCAAUAUUUGUUAAAAUUCUGUUACUUAAUUUGGUUAUCUUGCUUUACAAAUUAUGCCUCAAAACAACCAAUCUAUUUUUUAAAUAGACUUGAGUGAUGUCACAAUGUAUACCUACUGCUAUCAGUAUGUGGUGGAUUAGAUAUUUGUUAAAUCUGCAAAAGGUAUAAAGAUGUCAGUUUAAGCCUUUCUGUGAUAAUUUACUCUGUUACAUGUGAAUUAUUUAUUAUGAAUUUAACAUGAUCUGUGACUUCUUUCAUCUGAUUCAUUUGUUUGUUGAGUGUAUGCAAUGAAAAUGUUCCAGAGAAAUUUAAGUUUUAUCUUAGUAAGAUUAAUUUUACAAAAAUGUUCUGGUUGUUCAUUGUAACUUUUUUUUAAUCUUGAUUUUAAGUAAAAUGAAUUAUUUACCCUUGAAAUACCAGUCACUGAUUGGUAUAGAUAAUUUAGGGUAUUCAUAUAAAAAUAUCUGCUUAGAAGGGAAGAAUACAUUUAUGUCUCUGUUGGUGGUACAUCUUCUUGAAUUAAAUAUUGGUAAACAUUUCCUUUUGGGGAACUACAACUUAGAACUAAAUUCUCUUUAUAUUUGCCACAUAACCCUGGAAUAAGAAUAAUGAUUUAAUGUUACCAAAAUCUGUAGUUAGUAAUGUUUUCAAGUGCUAAA